AUGGCACUGGAGAGUGGGUUUCUACUGAUGUUGGUCAUCAAUAUAAACCUGGCCCAGAAGAUUCUGAAAGAGGUGCCAGUGCAGCCAAACUUUGACGCACAUAAGGUGGAAGGACGUUGGCUUACCAUCCGGAUGGCCACUAACCUCAGGCACCUGGUCUUGCCCACUGACCCUCUGAGACUUUCUCUCCACUCCAUUUGGACCAGAGGCAGUGGGGAUGUGGAAUUUGUGCUGUUUGAGAUAGGAGAGGGGGUUUGCGCAGGAUUAAAUGUCACUGUCCAUCCAACUGGGCUCCAAGGCCAGUACCAAGGAACCAUUGAAGGGGGCAGCAUGCACGUCCACUUCGUCAGCACUGACUACAACAACCUCAUUCUUUUUGUACGCUUUGAGGACUACGAAGUCAUCAACCUGUGGGCACUUCUGGCUAGAAGAAUGGAUGAAGACCCUACAUGGUUGGAGAAAUACCUUGUGUUUGUAGACAGAUUCCACCUUCAAAAGGCCCCCAUCUUCAACACAGCUGGGUGA
Molecule: messenger RNA, 525 nt
Organism: Psammomys obesus (fat sand rat)
Lineage: Eukaryota; Metazoa; Chordata; Mammalia; Rodentia; Muridae
Product: lipocalin Can f 6.0101
Exons: 6
Coding region: 1-525 (174 amino acids)
Molecular function (GO): small molecule binding
Source: RefSeq, a predicted model, not a curated record